Messenger RNA from Alosa alosa (allis shad), 2049 nucleotides. It is a transcript of the gene pink1, whose product is annotated as PTEN induced kinase 1. Gene Ontology annotation, biological process: autophagy of mitochondrion; regulation of apoptotic process; protein phosphorylation. Gene Ontology annotation, cellular component: mitochondrion. Gene Ontology annotation, molecular function: ATP binding; protein serine/threonine kinase activity. Lineage: Eukaryota; Metazoa; Chordata; Actinopteri; Clupeiformes; Clupeidae. Bases 136 to 1839 code for a protein of 567 amino acids. The record is from RefSeq and is a predicted model, not a curated record. The transcript has 8 exons.
UAGGCCUAUUUCACGUAAACAGUGCCCUUGUCUUGAUUGAGAAGCAGGACAAGGAAUGCUAUGUAGGGCAUAGCCCGAGUAAAAACGACUAAUUUUUCUUUAAAUAUCGAUUAUUUUACUAUUUAGUGGAAAAACAUGUCGGUUAAACAUGCUGUUAGUCGGGGCAUGGAACUGGGACGGUCGGUCUUCCAGCUAGGGCUUCUGAAACCAGCUGCCCGACUUGCGGCGAAGUUCCGAGGUGAGCGCCUGAGGGUCGGCCAACCGUCCCGCACCGUUCAGCCUCAGACUUUUCUGCCUGCUCGCUACCGAUAUUAUCGUAUGUCUUUGAGUGGUUUAGCAGCGCAGUUGCAGUCCGGUGGUUUCAGAAGGUUAGUUGGAGGCUCACCCAGAAACAGGGUUGUGUUUUUAGCUUUCGGUGUCGGUCUUGGAUUGAUCGAACAGCAGUUUGAGGAUGACAGGAAGAGUGUCGCAGCAUGUCAACAAAUACAGGCAAUGUUCAAGAAGAAGAAGUUUGAGACGCCACUGAAGUCUUUUGUGUCUGGGUAUAAACUGGAAGAUUAUGUUAUCGGGAAGCAAAUUGGUAAAGGGUGUAAUGCUGCUGUUUAUGAGGCAGCAGCACCAUUCGCAGUCCCCAGAGAAAGUGAGAAAUGCUCCUUGGUGGAAUUGAAGUCUAACUCCAAUGAACAGUCUGCAUCUCCUCAGUUUCCUUACCCAACAAUAUACCCUCUUGCCGUGAAAAUGAUGUGGAACAUGGGGGCCGGCUCCUCCAGUGAGGCUAUCCUGAACUCCAUGUCUCAGGAGCUGGUCCCUGCAACUCCCCAUGCUCUCAAGCAGGAGGGAGAGCUCAGUCUCAAUGGGCAUUUUGGGUGGGUGCCAAAAACUGUUCCUGCACACCCCAAUGUGAUCAGAGUGUACAGAGCAUUCACAGCAGACGUGCCACUGCUGCCUGGGGCUGUGGAGGAGUACCCAGAUGUGCUGCCCACCAGGCUCAACCCCAUGGGCGUGGGGAACAACCGUACUCUAUUCCUGGUCAUGAAAAAUUACCCAUGCACUCUGCGUCAGUACCUACAUGUCUGCACGCCAGCCAGAAAGGAUGGCACCCUCAUGGCCUUGCAGCUGCUGGAAGGAGUGGAUCACCUGUGUAGACAGGGCAUUGCCCACAGAGAUCUGAAAUCAGACAACAUUCUCUUGGAGUUUGAUUCAGGUGGUUGCCCUCGUCUUGUGAUCACAGACUUUGGCUGCUGCUUGGCAGAUAAGAGCUGUGGUCUUGAACUCCCCUAUAACGGCCGCUGGGUAAGCAGAGGAGGGAACGCAUGCUUGAUGGCACCAGAGGUGGCCACGGCAACUCCUGGACCCGGUGUUGUCAUUGACUACAGCAAAGCAGAUGCAUGGGCAGUUGGUUCCAUUUGCUAUGAAAUUUUCGGCGAGCCGAAUCCAUUCUAUUGUCCACAUGGCCUGGAAGGGCGCAGCUAUCAAGAGACACAGCUUCCUACACUACCUACAAACACACCAGCAGACGUGCAGUUGGUGGUUCGCCUGCUCCUGCGCAGAAACCCCAAAAAGCGUCCGAGUGCCCGGGUGGCAGCCAACAUGCUUCACCUCAGCCUGUGGGGGAGACGCGCCCUGGCCACCUUAGACAGAGCCAAGCUAAGUGAGCUAGCCGACUGGUUGCUGUGCCAGUCUGCCUUUGUCCUGCUGAAUGGCCGUGGCCCGAGUGGGAGCUCAGUGGAGGCCGACCUACAGAGGUGCUUCCUCUCCAACAUCGAUCUGGAAGAUCUGCGCACGGCCAUCGGCUUCCUCGUGUAUGGACAGCAGCUCAGCUCUGCCGUCACUCUGUGAUUAGGACCCAUUUGAGCUGAAGACUUAUCCAUCAUGUAGUAGAUAUAAGCACAAGUAGAAAAUUGUAUUUUUCUGCCUGUUUUUGUUUAGGUUGCACUUUAUGAACACCUUGCACUUUUCCCUUGUGCCAAGACUAGUAAGGUUUGUGCAUGUUCCCGUGUCAACAGCUCAAAUCUAAAACUUUAAACAUUAAAGGGACACCAGACAACA